Molecule: messenger RNA, 5223 nt
Organism: Trichoderma harzianum CBS 226.95
Lineage: Eukaryota; Fungi; Ascomycota; Sordariomycetes; Hypocreales; Hypocreaceae
Exons: 2
Coding region: 1-5223 (1740 amino acids)
Cellular component (GO): membrane
Source: RefSeq, a predicted model, not a curated record
AUGUCUGCGCCAUAUUGGGGUGCAUUGCCCCAGCCCAAGGGCAUCCAAAGCCGACGAGUCUCGGCAGACUACACUAAUGAAUUCUCGCCAAAUGACCAGCGACGCUCGCUAGACGUCCAGCCGCAACGCAAGGCGAACCGGGCAUCAAUCCAGACAACUUACACCGAGGCUCCCACCGACACAACUUUCAGUCCCAACUCCCCGACGUCGGCAGCUGAGUACCAAGGUCUGGCUCCCAGACCAGCCUCGUAUCGUGGAUUCGGGUUUCAAGAGCAAACAUACGAAGGAUAUGACAGGCAAGAUCGACGAUCAAAUCGUAUUCCCGACGAUUUCGGUGCCGCCUCUCCAGCUCCCUCUGCCACGGAUACUAUAAUUCGAGGGCCACCUACAAACUACCGCGAUCCUUACGCAAACGAAUCUCAGCGAGACGUACCGCUGUUGUUUGGUGAUAAUGUGCCUACCCGCACAGAUAGUAUUGCAUCGCCUAAUCAGCUUCAAAGAAGCGCAACAAGCGCAACAACGGGACAGGGCGAACGGCGCAAAAAGUUAACAGACAAUCGAUCACCCCUCCAGAGGCUUGAGCUGACGCUCGACAGCAUGACCAAAGAGGAAAAGAGGGCAAGAGUGGAAGCUGCAGAACAACGGGCCAGAGCGAGGGCUGCAAAGAGGGCUGCCGCCGAAACUGGCGAAAGCCGUCCUCAAACCCUCGACUAUCAGUCCUCGCCCUCAGCUCCCAGCCAACGCCAACAACAGCCUCCAGCGGCGAUUGAACCAAUUAGCCCAGUACCUCAGAGAAUAACGCCCCAGCGAGAUGCUGUCCCUCCCAAAGAUUCGGGCACGCAACCGAUAUCACCCCCACGACGAAUAGCCGAAGACCAAUACUACCGUCAAAAUCAGGAUCCAGCCCCCCGUCAGCCUAGACAACUACCGCAGCCACCGGUGCGUGAGGAGCGCCAGCCGAGGCAGUUACCACAACCGCCUGUACGUGAGGAUCCUCAACCAAGGCAAUUGCCCCAACCACCCAUACGCGAUGAGCAGCGCAGAGUUUAUCCACAGGAAGCCCCCCGGUCCGAUGAUCAACGCCGAUACUUUAGCCAAGAGUCUCCUCAGCGCCCUCGGGCCAGCAUGGACCAGAGACAGUUUGUUCCAGAGACCGAUGUUCCUCAGCGCAAUCUCAGCUUCCGCGAACGCGAUAUUUGGCAUGAAGCGAAGCCUCUUGACGCAGAUGUGAAUCAACCGACAAAGGAAUCCAGCGGCUUUUCCUUGACACGCAGUGGGAGUAACAAGUUGAAAAAAGACCCCCCAGCGGAUGUUUGGCACCGGAUACGCGUCGAAGCAGAGCGACGACUGCCACCGGGAUCGCAGCCUGGAGAGGCUCAAUACAAAGACGCGGCCCAGUCUCCCAGGGCCGCAGCAGGGACAGCACCGCUACCACAAGAACGCAACAGAGAGCCGGCCCCCUUACCUCUUGCGGCAAACAAUGGACCGAAUGCCCGGCCAGAAACAAAGAGGCAUUCCCAGUCUGCUACCGAGGCCGAGAUCCAGGCUAUGCAACGGCGGGCUACUGAACCCAUCUAUGCCCGGGAAGAGAGAGGGCUUAAUGCCGACUAUGCCCCUGCGGCUGCCAUUGGCAGGAUCAUUUACGAGGCGAGUCAAAAAGCCCGAGGACGCUUUCCGCAGCCAAAUCCAGCAGCAAAGAGCUUGGAAGAUCAGACGGACCAUGAUCUAAUAGAGGAUACACAGAAGCCCCAGGAACCCCAGGAGUCACAGAUUCCGCAUAUGCCACAGGAACAGAGGGCGAUGCGAAUGCCACGGGAACCACAAACGCAGCACAUACCACGGGAACCACAAAUGCAACACAUGCCACAGGAACAGAGGGCAAUGCGAAUGCCACAGGAACCGCGAAUGCCACAGGAACCGCGAAUGCCACAGGAACCGCGAAUGCUACAACCGCAAAUGCUACAACCGCAAAUGCUACAACCGCAAAUGCUACAACCGCAAAUGCUACAACCGCAAAUGCUACAACCGCAAAUGCUACAGCCACAAAUGCCACACAUGCCACAGGAGCCACAGGAGCCACAGGAGCCACAGGAGCCAGAGCAGCAUCACGAAUCAAGACUGGUAUUCAAGAAUCCAGCAGAUAUGCACCCUGGCGAUGGUCUCUACAAUUCUCCUCAGUGGCUGGAUGAAUGGAAGAAGGGCACUGUCGGUACUCUAUCCGGUACUCUUCUCGACCUCAAUGGCGGUAUGCCAGCUAGAUCAGUAGAGAAGAUCACUGCUUGGGGGGACAGGGAGCAAGGAGGUCAUCACAGAAGAAAUGCCAGCAUGACGACGAGGCCGCGCAAGGCCGAAGCGUUUGAUGGUGAGUAUGACAAUACGAAUGGCGCACCUACUCGAUUCAAACCACCCUUGUACCUCAAAUGCGGCCCGCUUCUGAGAUACUGUGGUAUGCGGCAUGAACAAGCUCUACCAAGGCCUCGGGGUGCAAAUGCUGCUCAAGACCGUGAGAUUUGGAGGGGAAGCGUCAUGAUUGUCACCAAUGACGCAGAAUCAUCCUAUGAAAUUGCACCAACGCUUCGGCUCUUCGUACAGGAUGUUGAAUUGUUACCUCCACCUCCACACCAGGUCGAUGGCGAACUCUCGCCCGAGUAUGUGGAUCCCAUCGCUGGACAUCCCAAGCUUGGUCGCCGUGGUGAGACACUGUAUGUUCGGCCUGUGGACCACCUUGAAGAGGGCAGAGAUUUGUCACAUGUCGAGUCCGAGGAUGGACUGUUCGAGACUACAAGGAGUCCGCCAGAUGAGCCUUUGCCGCAAGGGCUCAGCGACUACCCCGGAUCAUUUGCUAGCCGUCGAGGACGGGUAGAUAUUGAUGGGGAGAAGAUGCAAAAGUACAAGGACGUGAGGGGCUUCCGUCUUCAUGCCGAACGAGGUUGUACGUUCUGGCGGUUCAACAUUGAGGUUGAGCUUCGGGAACAGCAACAGCGAAUCGCAUACCGCAUUAACCGUGGCCCAGCCAUGGCCUUCUGGGUUCCCGCACGUGGGCAAACAAUGAACAUGAUGUUUUAUACUUGCAACGGCUUCAGUCUUACCGUCAAUUCUAACGAGAUGAGCGGGCCUGAUCCCAUGUGGCGCGAUGUCUUAAACGCACAUCAGACACAACCAUUCCAUGCCAUGAUUGGCGGAGGAGACCAGAUCUACAACGACUGCGUGGCCUACGACAGCCCCCUCUUUGACGAAUGGCUGCAAAUAAACGUUGCAGAGAAGAAGUUGAACGCAGCUUUCACGCCCGAGUUGCAGGCUGAGCUGGAGUCCUUCUACCUGGAGCGAUAUUGCAACUGGUUUUCUCAAGGCUUAUUCGGAUUGGCCACCUCGCAAAUCCCCAUGGUCAACAUGUACGAUGACCAUGACAUAUUUGACGGAUACGGUUCCUACUCUCACCCGGACAUGAGCUCGCCUGUCUUCUCUGGGCUGGGGCGUGUAGGUUUCAAAUACUAUAUGCUCUUUCAACAUCAAAGCAUUGUGACCGAGACGGAAGCUUCUGAGCCAAGCUGGAUCUUGGGUGAACAGCCGGGCCCGUACAUCCAAGAGGUUAGCCGCAGUCUUUAUAUGUCGAUGGGUGGAAAGGUUGCUUUACUUGCUGUGGACGCCCGCACCGAGAGAACCGAAGACACGGUCUUGGAUGAGAAGACAUGGGAAAAGAUCACAAGCCGGAUGUACGCAGAGAUCAGACGGGGACAGGUGGAGCACUUACUCGUGCUCCUAGGCGUUCCCAUUGCUUAUCCCCGUCUGGUAUGGCUGGAGAAUAUAUUGACCUCGAAAUUAAUGACUCCGGUCAAAGCACUUGGUAGGACAGGAGUGCUCGGUAAACAUAUGAACAAUAUUGACGGUGGGUAUGAGAUUUUGGAUGAUCUCAAUGACCACUGGACGGCCAAGAAUCAUAAAAAAGAACGCACAAUCAUCAUCGAGGAUUUGCAAGAUUUGGCUAUCGACCGAUCUGUUCGAAUCACCAUCUUGAGUGGCGACGUUCACCUUGGUGCCAUUGGCCAGUUUUAUUCCAACCCCAAGCUGGGCCUACCAAAGCACAAGGACCCCAGGUACAUGCCCAACAUUGUAUCUUCUGCUAUCGUCAAUCGCCCACCCCCGGACAUUGUUGCCGACAUGCUCAACAAGCGCAACAAGGUUCAUCACUUUGACAAGCAGACCGAUGAGUGCAUGAUUCCGAUUUUCCAAAACGGUGUCGAUGGCAAACCGAGGAACAACAAGAAUCUCCUGCCUCAUCGCAACUGGUGCUCUAUUCGCAUGUGGACCCCAGGCAGCACGCCGCCGCCCACGCCACCCAUGUCUGACCGAGGAAGAAGUCGAAGCCCAGGAGGAGGCGGAAGUUUACUCCGAAGACUUUCCUCUAGGCGACGAAAGUCUACUUCACAACAGCCCUUUGAUGUUUCACGGGAAUCUGUGCGUGGACCUCGACCUCCUAUUUCCGGAGGAGGUGGCCUCUUCAAGAACUUUUCUCGACGAAACUCGGUUGAUCAACAACGCCCCGGAGGGGGAGUGACUCGAACAAUGUCACUUGGUCGCGGAGAGGCGGCACAGCAAAGGGCUGACAUGGCAUACCACGGACACUAUGGUAGCCAGGGUCAAUUCGAUGAAAACAACAUGAGUGGUCAAUGGAGCGGCGAGUUUGACGGCGGAUACAUAGACCACCGAGCCCAGGCCCAGCAACCACGUCCUUCGGGCCUCCGUGGAGGUGGUGGUAGUGAUUACGAUGAGUUCUCGGCGGGCGAUGAGGCCCAGUUCAUGGCGCAAACGCCUCGACGAGCGCAGACCGUCAAUUACCACGCCGGCCCUGCUGGCAACUACGAAGUGGAUGACCCAUCGGCGCCUCGCCCUUUCCAUCGAACGCCUACCGGGCUGUCAACAAAAGAAGUGAAACAAGCCGAGAAGCACGAGGUUAACCUGGAAGGAGGUCUGGACAUUUCUCUGAACAUGGAGGUGAACCCCAAGGACCCCACAGGCAUUACCGUCCCAUACCGAAUUUUGGUGCCCAAGCUGUUUUAUGAAUAUUCGUCCAAGGACGAUCUGUUCCAAGCAGCGGAGCCAACUGGCAUUAAGAAGUUCCUUAGCUUUAGAAAGAAGCCUAAGGCCCCUUCUGCAGAGCUUGAGGGAGAGCAAACGGAAGAGAUGGGAUAUGAUGAUAGUGAAAUGUACGACGAUAGAUACUAG